Messenger RNA from Micropterus salmoides (largemouth bass), 844 nucleotides. RefSeq names its product heat shock protein 75 kDa, mitochondrial-like. Gene Ontology annotation, cellular component: mitochondrial inner membrane. Gene Ontology annotation, molecular function: ATP binding; ATP-dependent protein folding chaperone; protein kinase binding. Gene Ontology annotation, biological process: protein folding. NCBI's taxonomy places the organism in Eukaryota, Metazoa, Chordata, Actinopteri, Centrarchiformes, Centrarchidae. The record is from RefSeq and is a predicted model, not a curated record.
GUCCUACCUGUACCACCGUCGUUCAGCGUGUGUCCCUCGGUCAGUCGACCUGUCUUGUAGUCUUAACCACCUUGGCUGUUAUCAUGUCCCGUUGCCUCGCGCUGGCUCGGUUCGCCCUCGGUUCCUCUCAGAGGGUUAACUCGCGGCUAAUGUCAUGUGCACGAGGGCUGAGCAGCCGAACUGUCUCGCGCCCCUUCGCUGGAGACUUGCAGGUUGGACAGCAGCAGAGGUGGAGCAGUCGGCCCGGAGUGUGGAGCUCCCAGCGCGUCUGCCUCUGCUUCAGCCAGCAGUCUUACUACAGCACCCAGGAGGCCGAGAAAGAGCCGGAAAAGGAGCCUGAGGUGGAGCCUCUGCACACCAUCAUCAGUGAUACAGAGUCGGUACAAGGUAGCUUCUCCAAACAUGAAUUCCAGGCUGAGACUAAAAAACUGCUGGACAUCGUUGCCAGGUCCUUGUACUCAGAGAAAGAGGUGUUCAUCAGGGAGCUCAUCUCCAACAGCAGUGACGCUCUGGAAAAACUGCGCCACAAACUGAUUACGUCAGGGGGUGAAACGGCUCAGAUGGAGAUUCACCUGCGGACCGAUAGUGCCAAGGGAACCUUCACCAUUCAGGACACAGGAACGGGGAUGAACCAGGAGGAGCUGGUUGCCAACUUGGGGACCAUCGCCCGCUCUGGUUCCAAGGCAUUUUUGGAUGCCCUGCAGAACCAGGUGGAGGCCAGCAGCACCAUCAUCGGUCAGUUCGGUGUGGGAUUCUACUCUGCCUUCAUGGUGGCCGACCGCGUUGACGUCUACUCCCAGUCGGCUGAGCCCGGCGCACCCGGAUACAAGUGGUCCUCAGACGG